Messenger RNA from Medioppia subpectinata, 996 nucleotides. Lineage: Eukaryota; Metazoa; Arthropoda; Arachnida; Sarcoptiformes; Oppiidae. The record is from the annotation of a GenBank genome assembly.
UCGUCAUAUUUCAUGUAUUUGGCCGAAAAGGAUGAGAUCCCGAUUCAGGCGGACGGCCGGCCCGGCAAAGCCAAGUCCGACUUCCAGAGCUAUGCCGACGCCUUGUGGUGGGGAGUCAUAACUGUAACAACCAUUGGAUACGGGGAUACAGUUCCCAAAUCAUGGAUGGGCAAAAUAGUUGCCUCAUGUUUCUCAGUGUUUGCCAUCUCCUUCUUCGCACUGCCGGCUGUAACAUGGAUGGGCAAAAUAGUUGCCUCAUGUUUCUCAGUGUUUGCCAUCUCCUUCUUCGCACUGCCGGCUGGAAUCUUAGGCUCAGGAUUCGCCUUAAAAGUACAACAAAAACAGCGACAAAAGCAUUUUAACCGACAAAUACCGGCUGCGGCCACACUCAUACAGGUGCUAUCAUGUACAUUUACUUCCAUAAACAAUACCAUAAUCAAUUUUACUCGAUUUAUACACCCGAUCCCAACCAUACAGUGCAUGUGGAGGUGUCACUCAUCGGAGCCGCACUUUCAUUCAUUGGCCACUUGGAAGAUACACACGAGUGAAUACCAGCAAAAUGCGAGCACAUGUAUGUCAAGCACCCCAUUGAGCAAAGUGGCCAAAAAGGCCAGUGUUUUACGCCGAAAAAAGUCUAAAUUAAAGUUUGAAAACAUCCAAAUCGUGCCCAACCCGUACACCACCGGCGGUGUCAACCCAUUAUACACCGUUACGGCGCCUUCACCUGACAAAACCAACGCCGCCGGCGGUGACGACACUGACCACAAGCCGUCGACCAUUGAUGUGCCCGUCUAUCUCGAAGAACCCAAAGCCAGUACGUAUUCAAUGGGCAGUGCCAAUAGAGUGCGGAAAGACAGCCGUUUCAUCCCUUCCUCCUCGACGCCCGCCUCAAACAAUAGCCACAAUAUCGCCUCCUUUUGCACAGACGUUGUGUCCGACGAUAUGGACAACGAUAACGACGAAACGCCCAGAAGUAUAGCCACUGUUCAAAAGUAA